CUACUCCACUCGACAUCACUCACUGCUCGCGUUCAUCUCGUCCGAUCAUCAUCCAUUGACCUACCUUCAUCGACUCAAUUAAUGAACGACUACGACCGCGAGCUUGCAGGCGCCUGGGGUGCCCCGCCAACAGUCGCCCCCUCCUCUGAACCCACCGUGCAGUCCGCCCUCGCCAAAGAGAAGGCGCUCAAAGAAAUCAUCUCCCUUCGCGACGGGCUCCGCGGCCUCCUCGUCCGCAUUACCGAGGUCGAGGGCGAGACCGACAAGCUCAAGAAGGACAACGACUUUUUGGGAACAUACAUUGACAAUCUCACGAGAAACACUGUUGUCGCGGCUGGGCAUAAGCGAUGAGCGCACAUCAUGCCUCCCCGACAUGUCGCCACGCAGACGGACGGGAAGGCGUCGCCGUCUCUGUUCUCGGGGGUCCGCGCAUCCGUGCACACUACGCAUCAACAUCACCAGAGGUCUGUGUGUGAUUUGCUAGUGCCCCGACCUCUUGCCACGUGUGGCGGUCUUCCUCUUCUUGACCAUGAUCUGCCCCGGUCAUUCAUCACCGCGGCUCAGCAUAUAAUUACAGCACUGCAUGUACGUCUGGCUAGCAUAUAGGACGAGAAGCUCGAGCCAAUGUGGAUGAUGCGUGGCGGAAGCCCCGUGGCAGCUUCGUCGACAGACGUAGAAUGGCCAAAUAUGCAUGGAUAACUACACAACUG
Molecule: messenger RNA, 710 nt
Organism: Cutaneotrichosporon oleaginosum
Lineage: Eukaryota; Fungi; Basidiomycota; Tremellomycetes; Trichosporonales; Trichosporonaceae
Source: RefSeq, a predicted model, not a curated record